Messenger RNA from Cotesia congregata, 2747 nucleotides. Lineage: Eukaryota; Metazoa; Arthropoda; Insecta; Hymenoptera; Braconidae. The record is from the annotation of a GenBank genome assembly.
AUGAUUAACAAUAAUAAAAAACGAUUGUAUUUCAGAAUUGAUUUGUUCCUGCUCUAUCAUACCAUAGCUAAGGCAAUGGCAGCUUUUCGGCCUGGAGAUCCACCUGAAGAUGAAAUUUUUAAAGAUUUGAAGGCAACAAUUUUUGCUCGCGAUAAAGUUCUUGCUAAAGUAGUACUUGCAUCACUGAAGAAAAGGGACAAAGAAAAAGGUUUUUGCACCUUGGACAAGGAACAUGGAAACUUACUACUUCGUAGUGCUCUUCAAAAGCACAGAGGAAUAGCUGAAUUGUUGCUGGAGUACGAUUUCCCAGUUAAUAGGCUACGUAACCUACCUUGUAAUUCACCACUACACUUAGCAGUAAAAAAGAAUGACUUAAAGAUGGUCAAAAAGUUAUUGACCAAAGGUGCUCAUGUAAGGGCGAAAAAUUCCAAAGGGAAGUCUGUACUUUAUACUGCAGUUGAGUUCGGUUUCGACGAAAUUGUUGAAGAGUUAUUAAAAUAUGAUCAACCAGAAGUAAAAAUGAACAAUAAAUUUAUUCCAAUAGAUUUGGCUGCGGCAAAUAAUAAUGAGAAGAUUUUCAAUUUGCUAGUAAAGAGUGGGGCCGAAGCAGAUUUAAAAUACUGUGACGGUACGUUAAUUUUUCAUGUAGCCGUUGAAAAAGGGUAUGAGAGCACGGUUCGUACGAUUAUUGAACAAAAAAAAUAUGAUACUGCGGAUGUUAAAAAUAACCAGUUAUUAUAUGCUGCUGUGAUGAAAUCUGACGACUACUUUAACAGAAUAACAACUAUUAAUAUUGUAAAUAUGCUGAUCGAUGCUGAAUUUCCUAUCGAUCCAAAAAAAAUUAAUGAUGGAGAGUUUGCUCACAUUGCUGUAAAAAAUGGAUUCAGUACAAUUGUUAGUAGCCUCAUAAAAUUGGGCUUGGAUCCAAACAUUGCAAACUCAGAAGGAGAUAAGCUUUUAAUAACAGCAUGUUCAUCUGAGAAAGCAGAUAUUGUUAAAUUGCUGAUAGAAAAUAAUGCUGACGUUACUGUUAAAAAAACAAAUAAUGGUGAGUCAGCACUAUAUUGGGCUAUUCAAAAUUUACAUUCUAGCAAUGAUAAAACGUAUUCUGCCAAUUACAAUUUUUAUUCACAUAUUGAUGGCGAUGAAAAGUUUAUGGACGAUAAAAAUACUUGUUGUUCUAACGAAUGGUUUGAAAUUAUAAAAAUGUUAGUAGAUCGUGGCAUUAACGUUAAUGAAGUUGAUUCAAAAUACGAAAAGCUGUCACCUUUGUACUAUGUUGCGAGAGAAAAUUAUCGUAAUGAAUUUUAUCAUUAUAUUGAAGAACUUACUACGUUUUUACUACAAGCAGGAGCUGACAUUAACUCACGCGAUUUUUGUGGUAAUACUCCUCUUCAAUAUGCCAUUAUCAAAGGGCGUCUUGAAAUGGUUAAAUUACUUUUACCAAGUACUCCAAUUGACAAUGAUCAUUAUUCAAAUAAUCAAAAGCAGACACUUCUUCACUCCGCGGCUCAGUCUAAAACACCUGAAAUAAUAAAAAUGCUACUGAAGCGAGAAGAAUUCAAAAAUUUGGAGAUUGAAGAAGAUGGGUAUAAAAUGACCCCACUUGCAUUGGCCGUUCAUAAAAAUCGAGUGAAAGCUGUUGAAGCUUUGUUACAACAUGGUGCAAACGUUAAUACAGUCGACAAAGGAUUGAGAACACCGCUAUACUAUGCCACGCACUAUUCACAUGGAAUGAUCUUUAAAAUUUUAUUAGCUAAUAAUGCAAAUCCUAAUUGUAUUACUGAAGAAGGACUGACACCACUCCUUAUGGCAGCUAAAAACAAUGAUGAUUUUAGCAUAAAUCAUCUUUUGAAGUACGGAGCCGAUAUCGAUCUAAGAACCGGCUUAUCUGGAAAAACAAUUUUACAUUAUUUGGGUGAAAGCAAUGAAGAAGUUAAUUUUAAUAUCUUAAAUAUCGGUGCUGAUAUUAAUCGCUUAACGAAUGAUAAUAAAACUGUUCUGGAUUUUAUCGAAGAAGCUAUGAUCUCUAACUGUAAUCGUUGUAAGAAAAAUAUAGACCCGGUAAACUUUGAUGGAUGGUAUACCCGCACUUAUCGUAAACAUGCUAAAAUUAUUAUAAAUCAUAUCUUACAACUUCAAGCUAUCGAUUCGUUUGUUUGCGACGAAAAUUUAUAUGCAAUGUAUAAUUUUGAAGAUAAAUAUGGAUGGAUUGAUCAGAAUGUUAAAAAUGAAGGUAAAAAAACGACAAUUGAUGAGAUGAAAAAAAUGUGUGAAGCAGAAGUAGAAUUGAUGAAAACUACCUUAUUCGUCAAUACCAAUGUUAGUGUAUAUCACAUUUUAACUAAGUGUCCUCAUCGUAUUGCUAACAAUAUAUUAAAGAAUGAAAAUGUUUUCAAGCAAUUGCAAACACCUGCCUGUAUUGAGAAGUUUCCUAUUUAUAGGCGCUUGUUCGAGGGCCGCAUUGAAAAGUGCUUAGAAAGGAAAGAAAUAUUGGAUCAAGAUAUUGAUUACUCGUUUCACAAUGUUUUUUCAUCUUUACCUCCCGUUUGCAUUCAAGAAAUUCUACGUUUUUUGACUAAUUAUGAUUUGAAAGUUCUAAUAGGCGUAUGUCAAUCGCCUAUGGAUUAUCAGGAUUCUCAAUCCAAUACUGAAGUACCAAUCGAAGCUGCUGCAAAUCAUGUUGCAAAAAAACAAAAAUGCGAAUAAUCUUUUUACAAAAUUACUCUUUAAAAGUAUGCUACUGA